AUGCACGUCGACUGGGUGCAGAUCGGGCUUAUCGCGAUUUUCGUCACCGGCUACGCAACGCUCAUCGUUACAGCUUGCUGCGAAUUUACCGUUAUCUAUUUGCUCGUCAAGAGGCAUAGACAAGCCAUCGCCCUACACGAUUUCGCCCGCGAUCAACGCUCCAUCCGGCCACAAUUACGAUUCGGAGCACAGUUGAUUACACACACGUUGACUGCAACCGUCCUGAUCGUUGCUCCGAACAUUGGCGACGCACUAAUGGGAGGCAACGAUUUUCAACAAUUCCUUUGCUAUACGCGAAAUCUGGUAGAAGCGUUGGAUAUCGGGGUCCAUCGUUUCGUACGUCCCUGUAUUGUUUGUCAAUGGUUUUCCAUCACCGGCUUGCUAAUUUACUGUACAGCCGAGUCGUACGGUACCGGAAAUGUGUAUCAGAAUCCUAAGCUCUGCGCCGAGCUGCCGAUCUUCUGCGCCGACAAUAGGACUACGAUGUAUAAAGGAAGGGGAGACUCCGGGCCCGUGACGCUUGGAGCUAUCGGAUUGGAGUUGUCCUUGAUCUUCUUCUCCGCCUGGAUGAUACGCGACAUCUUCUGGGCAGCAUACUACAACAAAAACCCCAACUUCUCGAAGAAAGCCCGGAAGAUGCUGUUGACAUUUACUAAUGUGUUCUUGGCGCAGAUGAUCAGCACCUUCAUUUUCAUUAUGCUGCCCCUGACGAUUUUGGGGGUUGGGUUUGCUGGACUGAUUGACAUCGACUUCUUUCUUGCAAUCGGAGCCCUUUCCCCUGAAAUCGGCAUUCUACAGUCGAUCGUCAACAGCUUCAUCCUGAUUUUCACCGCCAAGAGGGCAAUGCGAAGAAUUGCGAAGUUGUUUAUGAAAGAGCAAGACGAGAAUGCCCUGGCUACAAACUCGAUCACAUUGGCCGUCCGU
Messenger RNA from Mesorhabditis spiculigera, 924 nucleotides. The record is from the annotation of a GenBank genome assembly. Lineage: Eukaryota; Metazoa; Nematoda; Chromadorea; Rhabditida; Rhabditidae.